CUAUAUUACCUUCAUCAAUCCAUCUUCACCGCAUCAUCUUCAUCACAAAAGCACUCAUCUUCAUCCCACUCCCCCCCAUUAUGAAACUCAUCACAGUCUCUAUCCUCGCCACGUUUCUUGCGUCUACUUUAGCAAGUGAACCUCUCUGCAUCUCUCAAGGCUCAGGAUACUGCCAGGCUGUCUUCCGCUGUCACAAGAAAGCCUCGGACAGCAUCUUCCUCGACUGCAUCUUCGGCAUCUAUGACAGCAGCUGCAGACUGAUCGGCCACACGGAUGCACCUACGUAUAAUGAGGGCCUCGGUGCUGCGGGCAUACCGUAUAAGGUCAUUGUUAAGAGUCAUCUUCCGUCUAGCGAUCCGAAUAAGAUAAGGAUGCAGAUGGAGUAUGCGGGCAUAGGGUUCGGGAAGACGCCAGUGCGCAGCACUUGCAAUCUCGGGGCUGGCUGCGCGUUUGUGAGGAAUGGAUUCAAGUGUAUUGUUUGA
Mytilinidion resinicola is the source of this 482-nucleotide messenger RNA. RefSeq lists its product as uncharacterized. NCBI's taxonomy places the organism in Eukaryota, Fungi, Ascomycota, Dothideomycetes, Mytilinidiales, Mytilinidiaceae. The record is from RefSeq and is a predicted model, not a curated record. Bases 81 to 482 code for a protein of 133 amino acids. The transcript has a single exon.